This is a messenger RNA of Mytilus trossulus (common blue mussel), 1581 nucleotides long. RefSeq lists its product as uncharacterized. Lineage: Eukaryota; Metazoa; Mollusca; Bivalvia; Mytilida; Mytilidae. The record is from RefSeq and is a predicted model, not a curated record. The transcript is spliced from 6 exons. The coding region runs from base 481 to 1050 and encodes 189 amino acids.
AAGCUCCUAUUUAAUUUGGAUGCGAUUGGUUUUCAAAGAUUCAAUAUACUGCCAUAAAAUCUAACUCGGAUCACGUGGUGUCAAUGGCUACUUAAUUAUGAAAGGCCAAUUUAAAUAAACCGACAAAGAGUAUAACUUAAACAUCGAAUCUUGCUUGGAUACGAAAACAUUUAAAUAUUACAAUAAUUAUAACUCAACAGAUGGACUUACAUUUCCGUUUACGUAGAUCUGUAUAUUAAUAAAUUCAUUACAAAAGUAAAUACAAGUGUUUGUAAUUUCACUUUGGACGAAGCUAAAUAAGCGGAAGCAUUUAAAGGCGGGAAACGUUCGGAACCCACGUUUUUUUUUUCAAAGGUGUUAUAAAGUUGCAAACUAUUUAAGAAACAACACUUUUAACAAAAUUACUGACGACAAAAGACUUUUUGGGAAUUUCUACUUCAAGAACUAAUUUAACUAAUAAGAAAUUACAGUUUGUUGGAUAUGGUUGAAACUUACAUGUGGUUAUUAAUAACAGCUAUUUUAUUUCUGACGACCUCGGCAGCAGUCGAAGACGACGUUACGAACCGAGGAAAACAACUUAUACAGCAGCUAGAUGACGUCCGCCAUAACUUAAAAUCAGUAACAGAGUCUUUAGAAAAACUUUCUGACGUCAUUGAAGAAGAAUGUACUUGGGGAGGGGGAAUGUCCGACGAAAUGUGUUCAACAGUAGAUAUCGAUGAAAUUCAAAGGAGCUUUCAAGUAAUACAUGAUAGAAAUAGUCCUGGAAAAAGAUCUGUACCAAGUAUGGACCCUUCACUUCGACAAUUUCUACAAGAUCUUUUAAGAAAGAAAGAGAUGAUUCAAAGACUAAAACAUAUCUUGACAUAUGCUGACAAUGCAGUCCAUGAAGAAAGGAAGAAGAGUUGUCAGUUAAAUCUCGGGUUCCACUGUCAGACACAAGAGUACUCCGCCAUCGCUGACAUGUUUAACUUCCUAGGGAGCGGCAGAAGCCCAGGGAAGAGAAGACGACGAUCUAUUCAACAGAUUCUGAAAACAAAAGAAACAUUAUAAGAUAAUGUGUAUCAGCGAUUUCAAAUUUUCUUUUAAUUAAAUCACCUUACAUUUAUUUUGAAUGCCAAUAGUUUGAUGCAUGAUACGGCAGGACAUUUCCCUUAAGGACAGAACAGAACGUAAAAAACAAAUAUUGUGUUUUGUUAGAAGAACAUUAUGUUUAUAGUAAUGUUCAAUUAAGUAGUUUGAAUAUGAGUUCGAGCACUUACUUCUUUUGUGCUAAGUUACGUAUUUUCGAAUUUAUCCAUCUCAAAAGUAGAAGUUUCAAGUAAAACAAAAAAAACGUUUGUGAUAUUUUGUCUAGAUUAAUCGUUUCGAACACUUAACAAGAAUUUUCCAAGUGUAAACUUUUAUUUCAUUCCAUAACUUAUUCUGUAACUUUUACUUCUGAUUUGUUUGUUUGUAAUAUUGUGUUAUAUUGUAGAUUACUAUUUUAUAGUAUAAUGCAAUUUGUUAUUUAAUAUUUGUAUUUGUAUUUUGUGCAAUAUUCUUUGAAACUGUUUUCAUUCGCAAUAAAGUUUUAAAUUUUCA